This is a messenger RNA of Owenia fusiformis, 1920 nucleotides long. The record is from the annotation of a GenBank genome assembly. NCBI's taxonomy places the organism in Eukaryota, Metazoa, Annelida, Polychaeta, Sabellida, Oweniidae.
AAUACACUUGAUAAACUAUAGGCUGAUAUCAGGCCACUUUAUUGAACAAGAUGUUAUCUUAUAUUUCUGACUUAUCAUCGGUGGUAGCCGAUAACUAACUAUAUUUAUGUAAUAAAUGGUCCAUAAAGUGGCUUUAAUGUGCAAUACCCUUCCGCCACCCACCGAAUGCAGGUUACGCCAUCUUGGGAAGACACGGCACAACUAAGAUGGUUCUGUUGAAAUUAAUUGUCAUGGCAGCAUUGGUUGCCAUGGUGAGCAGUUGCUUCAUUGGAAAACAAUUCGAAGAAGGAGGAAAGUGCUGGGCUGGUUGUCCCUGCCAGAAUGGAAUGCGUUGUGAGGCAUUUGUUCACAGGUGUAAAAAGAAAGGAAUCCUAGAUGAGAGAUGUCAUUUGACGAGACCAUGCGCGGAUGGCUUCAGUUGUCAACCAGGCAUACAUAAAUGUUACAACAAGCCUAGAUUGGAGGGGCAACCAUGCAUAGCAGGUCAUCCAUGCGGACCAGGACUAAGGUGUGAAGCCGGAAGUCACGUAUGUAGAAAACUAGGAACACUUCUGGAUAGUUGCCAUGCGACAAGACCUUGUGGUGACGGGUAUAGUUGUCAGCCAGGGGUUCAUCGAUGCUACAACAAACCCCGUUUAGAUGGUCAACCAUGCGUCGCGGGACAUGGCUGCGCAAAAGGACUACACUGUGAGGCGGGUUCUCAACGAUGCAGGGCUCCGGGCAAGUUAGAAGAGAGCUGCCACCUCACCCGACCAUGUGAGAAAGGUCUCAGUUGUCAACCUGGUAUCCACAAAUGCUACGACCUUCCGCGUUUAGAGGGUCAGCCCUGCGUUGCUGGACAUGGAUGUGGUACAAACCUAACAUGCGAGGCAGGUUCACAUCGUUGCAGACUACCAGGUGGGCUAUUGGACAGUUGUCAUCUUACUCGACCAUGUGGUGACGAACUCUUCUGUGUUCCUUUAAUUCAUAAAUGUCUUCCAGAUUUCUUAAUCUCCGAUGAAUUCCUAGAUUUCAUUUUCAAUUUAACUGCCAAUGAUACUGCCAUGAUUGUUGAAAUAUUAGAAAACAUUGAUCCAAAUGACAUAGAAGGAAUCUUUAAAUUCAUUGAACUCAUCCCAAAAGAUCUUUUAAAUGGAAUUCUAGAACUCCUUUCUUCUUUAACACCAAAAGAUCUGAACAAUAUUGUCGAUUUUUUGAAAACGUUAGAUCCUAAAAUGGUUGAAUCUAUCGCUGAAUUCCUUGCCAGUCUUACAGAGAAAGACAUUACGGAAUUGGUGGAUAUCUUGUCAAAGAUUGAUAUUGAUCAGGUGAAAGGCCUGUUUGAUAUGCUCCUUUCCCUCGAUGGCAAUGAGAUUGAUAUGAUACUUGGUGCUCUGUCUCAACUUAGUGAGGAGGACCUCAUGGACAUUGUUGACAUCCUGGCUAAUAUUACGGAGGACGAUUUGAAAACAAUCGAGGAACUCAUUGGUAUAAUUGGGUAAUUGCUAGCAAAAGUAACACGCUUAGACCAGCUCAUAGUCUCGAGAGAGCUUUAAUUUACCUUUUCACUGUUCCACAACUAGUUACUUUGACGGAACGUCAAUAUAACAAAAUGAACAAACUUCCUGGAUGUACGAGUUUUUUUGUUUUCUCGAUUUAAACUUACGUAUAAGUCAUGUUGCGAAUUAUCAUUUGGCACAAAGUUAGACAAUAUAGUCUAGCUUUUAGAAAUGCUUUGGGCUUGGAAUUUGAUUUUUAAUAAAAGCUGUAAUUCAUGCAUUUAGACCAUCGCUUUUGUUACAUUGACGUAAGUCGUCAAAGUAACAUACAUUAGUAAUAUAACGGACUUUCGUCAAUGUAACAAAAGCGAGGGGCUAAUUAUAUGAAUUGCAACUUCAUUUACAAAACAAAAUCCAAAUCGAAGAAACUUAUUAAAACUAG